GUCUUCUUUUGAAGUGAGCGCGGUCGGCUCAGCCGGCGCCAUCCCGCCAACGGUCAUUGGCGGCUCCGUCUCCUCUCGGCCCCUGCAAGAAACUGCUCCCGAACCCCCAUCGGACCCGACCGGGUCCUGUGUCUCACCUCCUCCGCUGAGACCCAAAAGGUAUCGAGCCUCCACCAAUACCUUUCCCUCAACUCUGGCCGCUUUAAGGGCUCCUAAUAUCAGUCCCCACGUUUUAAGUUCCGUAGCCUUCUGACUGGCCAUGGCGCGCUGGCAUAGCGCCGAGGUGAGCAAGUCCCACCUACUCGAAUCCAAAACGUAGCGGGGAGAGUCCAGCUCCCCCAGCUCAUUUAACAGCGACAAAACUGCCGCGAUCUCCUUCCGGGAAGGAGCAGAUUUUCCACAGUAGUCCUUACAAAACUGCACAAGUACCUUAAUGACUUGGUCCAUUGUUACGUAUGCGACCUGCCGCCACCUCGCAGGCUCUUAACCGCAAUACGUCUUCCGUGCGCGACCUGCCGCCACCUCACAGGCUCUUCUCCGCGUCACGGGCACGCCGGGCAGCCACCCUCAGCAGACAGAUCACGUCGGGGUCACCACUUGUUGCAUGUAGUCUCCGUUCGCUCGUCCGGUGUUCGUCCUCUGUCCACAUGUAGGGCUUACUGCUGGGCGAAACCGACCCUUUACCAGGUCGGGGCCAGAUGCUCACCCAGACCCCAGGAGUAAGUGAGGCAAAUGGCGUUUAUUCACUACUAAACACAGCUUAUAUACAUUUUUACCUAGAUAACCGUGCUGUCAUGUCCCACUCUGAUUAGUUCACACCAGAUAACAUUGUGCCUUAUUUGGCCAUUUCCACAUUCUUUUAUCAUCCUUCUUCUUCUCCUGUUUUCUCUGCAACAAGGUCAGCACGAUAGCACUAUCUCUCUAUGUUUAGGGAGAGGCCUGUCCCGUACAUCCCGUGCCCCCGCAAGACGCCUACUACAACAAGGGACCUUUAAAGGUUAUAUAGUGUCAUGUCCUGCUUCGCCCCACCCCUCAGGACCCGUCCAGGAGUAGGGACACCUUAUACUACACCCCUUCCAAACUGGCUUUGAACACCCUUAAUGCUGAGGCAUACACAACCUCUUUGGGCAGCCUCAACCUGUUCCAGUGCCUAACCACCCUUGUGGAUAAACCCCAUCUAAAUCUAGCCUUCGUCAGUUUGAAACUAUUAUCUCUUGUCCUACCACUACAGGUCUCAGUGAAAAGUCUUUCACAGUCUUUCCCCUUUAAGUAUUGAAAAGGCAUGAUGAGGUCUCCCCUUAGCUGUUUUGCUUGCAGGAUAAACAACCCCAGUGCUCUCUCAGCUGUUUCUCAUAGGAUAAGUGUUUCAACCCUCAGAUCAUUUUCUUAGCGCUUCUCUGGCCUUAGUAUAAAAAGUCAGUGUCUUUCUUGUACUUGGGACCGCAGGGCUGGAUGCAGUACUCCAGGUGAGGUCUCAUGAGGAUGAAGAUGAGGGGAAGAAUCACCUUCCUUUGCUUGCUGGCAAUAGUUCUGUUUUUAUGCAGCCCAGGACACAAUUUGCCUUCUGAGCCGCAAUCUCAUACUAUUGGUUCGUGUCCUAUUUUUGGUCUACUUGUCUCACUGAUUUUUUUUUUUUGUAGUACUGUGUUCAAUCAAAUCUGUACCCAGCCUGUACUGAUACUGGGGAUUACUCUGGUCCUGGUAGAGAACAUUUCACUUGUACUUGUUUUACCUCUUCCCCCUGGUCCACCUGGACCCAUUUUCUCAGCUUAUGCAAGCUCCUCUGGAAGGCAUCCCUUCCCCUGGUGUAUCACCUGCAUCACUGAGCUUGAGAUCAUCUGCAAAUUUGCUGAGAGUGUGUUCCGGUCCAUCUAUGGCAUUAAUGAAGAUGUUGGCCUGAGUACAGACCCAUGAGGGAUACCACCUGUUACUGACUUUCAUUUGAAUGUUGUGACCAUUUGGAUGUGGCCAUCCAACCAAUUCCUGGUCCAACUUAUAGGCAAUCUGUCAAAUUCAUAUAUUUCAGUUUUAGAGAUGAGAAUGUUAUGGAGCACUGUGUUGAACGCCAUGCAGAAAUCUAGGUACAUGAUGUCAGUUGCCCUUCGCUUAUCCACCGGUGUGCUCACUCUGCUGUAGAUGGCCAUCAGAUCAGUUAGGCGUGAUUUCUCCCAUGGUGAAACCAUGUUGACUAUUUCUAAUCACUCCCUUGACCUCCAUGUUUCGGCAUGGCUUCUAGCUGUAGAUAUUCCUCAGACGGUUCGUAACCCAGUUCUUUUUCCUAUGAUGGGAGAGAUUUCACCCUGGGCCUGCCUUUAGUUUUAGGGAUCUGAGAGAUUCGAGAAGACUGACCACCAAGGAAAACUGAGGUAGUAGAGCUGAGUACUUUAGCUGUUUCUUUGUCACUGAUGAAUGAACUUGUGAGUUCAUUUUCUUUGGUUUUUCCUUUUCUGAUCAAGGUAUCUGUAGAAGCUCUUGUUAUUUUUAUUUUUUUUUAACAUCCCUUCCCAAGUUCAGUUCUAGCUGUUCCUUGGUUAUCGUUAUCUCAUCCCUACAUGUCUGGGCAGCAUUCCUAUAUUGUUUGCAGGAUGUGUGUCCCUGCUUCCACUGCCUAUGUGUUUCUCUCUUGUUCUUCAGAUCAGCUGGGGGGAGGGGGGGGAAGGGGUUUACACAACCAUAUUGCUCUCCUGCUUUUCUUGCCUUAUUUCUUGCACUUGAGGAUAAAGAGCUCUUGUGCUUGAUAAAGAAUAUCCUUGAAGCCAAUGCUUUUUGGUUACCAUGUCCUUGAAGGCAGUUUCCCACAGGAUUGCAUCCAUCAGUUCCUUAAACAGGUGGAAGUUUGCUUUCCUAAAUCUAUUGUUCUUAACUUUGUUCUUUGCCUGGCUCAUGUCCCUUGAAAUCAUGAAUUCUUUCAGGGCAUGAUUGUGCCAGCUAAAUUUGCCACCUAUUCUGACCUCCCUAAUGAGAUCAUCUGUGCUAGUGAGCAACAGGUCCAGUAAAGCUCCUCCUCUGGUUGGAGCCUCUAAAAAGCAUGCUGUGAAAUAUCUUAUAUGUAACUAGUUAAAGUGGAGGGUAAAAGCUUAAAGGAUUGAGUAAAAAUAGAAAAGACCCUAGUACCUAACUUAAUGCCAUUAUCCUCAGUAUUUUUAUCUUGUCUGUUAUGCUUUUAAAGAAAAUUAAGUUAAGCAAGUUUCAGUUUUGUGGCAGUUCAUUUUCUUUUGUCUCUCAAUAGAGAUGAACUGAGUUGUUAAAGUAUCCUGUAGUUGUUUAAAACUUAUUCCUUUUGUUUCCAGUCCUUUGGAACCAUCUCUACUUAGAACUUCUAUAUUUUCAUGCGUAGACAUCCUGCAUGUUGUAUUUGUACAGUAUAAGCAAACAAAUCACAAAAAAACUCAAAGGAUCAGCUAUGAUAUGGAUUUUGCACGUGUGUGUUUAGUAAAAGAGAAUUUGUUGCUGGGAUUCUUGUCUUUCACACAAUAGUCUCCCUGCUUUACAUUGUCCCGCAACAUCUACUGCUUAUUUUGUAUGGCUUUUCAGAGAAUGAUGCAAAUGUACUCAGAAAUAAUGUUUACUAGAAGGAGAGAGACAUAAGCAGUCGGUGAAGUUGUCUUGUGCAGCAGAAUGUGUAUGACAGCUGACAGUAUAAUCUGUUCUGAUAACUGGGGAAUCUUCCAAUAAUCACUGACAGGUAAAUAUCUGUGAGAAGCUUGAAAUUGUUUGUAUUCCAGGAGAAAAUGAAUCUCAGGCUAAAUUUGACAUACAAGAACAGACUGCUUCUUUUUAGUGUUUAUUCCCUUUUUUUUCCUCCAGGAACUGAAUUUAUUCCUUGAUUGGAAUGGAUAUAACCCUCCUUUCAAUUAUGAAGAGCUGCCGAUCAACUAGUAACAGUGGCAUGCAAGCGCUGGAUUCUGUUCUGAAUCAUGUCUGCCUUAAUGAAUAACCUUUAGGAUACGUUUAGAUGCAGCAUGGGGCUUAGAGAUUUCCCACAGACUGGCUCAUUUGAAAUUGCUGGGAAUCGGCACUCUUUCAAAUCCCACAAGAAACGUAUGCUUUGAUUUAAGAACGAGAUGCUCAUGUAAAAAAUUUGGCUCUGUCUUUCUUUCUUAUUGUGAUACAGCAAAUGAAUCUCUCUGGGGCUUCCUUGCUGAUGGCAUUGGUGGAUGUCUCUUGCAGAGCAUGCUUUGGGUGAGUAGGCAGAUGUUGCUGUUAGUGCUGAAGAGAGCUAUUCAGUGGUGUCUUCACAAAAGGGUUGUAUGCAGCUCUUGCACAGAGCUUUGUAUGAUCUUUUCCCCCUUUAUGCAGUACCUGCCUGACACAGGUAUAACAUUGCUUUCAGGGCAAUCUUUCUGGCUCACUGGGGCCUGCAGACUGAAACCUAUGGUCUGUGAAGUUUAAAGAUUCAGGAAUUCAGUGUCUUCCAUCACCUCCCCAUGUCCUUGAUGCGCUUCUGACAGAAUUGUGUUCUGUGAGUUGCAGGAGUGCCCAAGUCAGUUGUCUGCCACUAGCACAGAAAGCCCUGCGGUAUGGACUAGGAGGACCUGAUGAUGAACCAAGAGCAAAGAAACAGCUGUAAGAAUUCAUUUGUGGUUCUGAACCAUUACUCCCCUGCUUGGGAUAAAUGUAUCCAGUUAUGCUGACACAGGAGCCAAGUGCUUUGUUUAACUCCACCAUAGAAGGCUGCCUGUAGGUGAAAAGUUCCUAUUUCCACUUCUCCACCUUCAGUACAGUUUGUGCAGCUACAUGCACUUUUAAAAGCACGAUGGUGCUGUUCUUUCCCUCUAGGAGAACAUCUCUGAGGGGAAAUACGUUUGUGCUGGAUGCAUGGCUUAUUUUCGUGUUUUAUUGGUUUAUUGCUGCCUUUCAGUGCAGUUUCUAAGAUAAGGCUUCUCAGCCUUCUGGCAGUAACCUUACAGAUGGUUCAUAUGAAAAUGAACUGACUUUAAUCUGGAUAUGUGUGUUCUCACUGGUGAUUCUGCUUCCAUGUGCUCAGAAUAGAGUGGCACGCUGACAACAGUCAGGGUUUUGGUUGUGCAUUACAUUCUAUCUUCUCCUGUUCCUUGCAGCCCAUGUGAUCAAUGAAAGUGACAUGUGACAUCUGUAGGGAAGGGCAGAAGCUACUUGCUUCUUGAACGUAACCUUGUCUUUCAGUUCACAGUUGGGAAUAGGAAGUUUUUGCUAGGUGACUGGUGUGAAGAACUGGGAAUUCCUCCAAGUCUCCUUUGGAGUGGAAUUCGUUCAGUUAAAAUACCAUCAGAAUUCCUGGGUCAAGUGCAAUUGCAAUAAAUAAAUAAAUAAAAUAGUGAUACUGUACUGAUUGCUUUAAGUGGAAAGUAAGUGUUUACUACCUGUGUAAAUAAACUGAAGUCCUGUUUAUCUGUUAGUUCCUUUGUUUUCUGCAGAAUUGAGCUCCACUUGUAAUUCAUAGGUAGUAAAUAUACCUAGUAAGGUACCUGAAGUCCUUUACCAUGUAGUCUCUUACAAGUGUUUUCUGUGGCCUUGCACAUCCAUGAAGACUGAUGUGUAGUAACUGCUUGCUUUAGUUUAUGGUGAUUACGCUAGUUUAAGAUAAAGUUUAUUGAUAAAUAUUGAAUUAAUUUGUUUCAAGACCGCAAUAUUUUACUGUAGUGAAAAGCCCAUGCCACUCUGUAUUCCACAACUGCUGAGUGUAUGCUCUUUAAAGAGAAGAAGAGCUUUGUAAACGUUUAUUUAUCGAUUCAUUUAUUUUGAGACUGUGUAACUGUAAAAGCCUGGUGGUUUCAUUGUAUUUCUGCUGGAGUUGAUUUUAUUCCUUUUAUAUCACUCAGGGUUGUCACUAAAAUUGAGAAUUUUCCAGAUUUAUUGACCAAGAUUAAAAACUCUGGGUGUAGAGUGUUGUGUGUAGGUAGCAUGUGAAAGAUCACCAUGCAGACAAGAAAAGUGAUGCUUUUAAAAUAUCCUGUAAAAUUAUAGCAUUGUAGUGCUCUUGAAUUACACCAUGGGAAGUUCACGUUGGAUGUCCAUAAGAAUUUCUCCUCAGAGUGGUUAGGCAUUGGAGUGGCCUGUCCAAAGAGGUGGUGGAGUUGCUGUCCCUGGAUGUGUUCAAGAAACCUGUAGAUGUGACACUGACAUUGUUUAGUGGGCAUGGUGGUGAUGGGUUUGUGGUUGGACUAGAUGAUCUUGGAGGUCUUUUUCAACCUCAAUGAUUCUGUGGUUCUAUGCUGUACGAAGUAGGAUGAUUAUUAUUCAACUUCAGGGACUCCAGUCCUUGCAGAGGGCCAUACAUCUCCUCAAGCUGCAGCUCUGCUGAGAGGAAGAAAGAAAAACAAAAGUUUUAAGGAAUCACUCUUCUCUUGAGAGCAUGCUGAUGCAGCCAGUGCUGUCGUCUUUGAGGAAGUGCUAGGAUCUUGCAGCAUCACCUAUUUCUGAUCUGUUUAUGUGGGAUUAUAUUACUACUUAUCCCUAGAUCAGAGUGAGCACAGGGCUGUUCCUAUUCCACUCAGUAUCACAGAGCCAAGGCAGCACCUGUUACAGCCACACAAGAUCAUCUCCUGUGAAGUCUGAAGUCUGAACUUCAUAUGACAUUGUUGAAUCUAGCUCUGUAAGUGAAGAGAGAGAGGGAGACUCUGUGAAUUCAUGACCUUUCCUACUCCUGAACCUGCCGACAUGAGUUAGAGGUGAUGAUAAGUGGUGUACAGCAGGUUCUAGACAGCCUUUCUCCUUCUUAUGCACCUGGUAUGAGUGGCACUGUCCAGAGUCAAGACUGCAUGAUGGAGCCCUGUCCUGCUGGGCUAGUAGCUUACUGCUGGACCAGGUUGGGGGUGUAUGGCAGAAUUCUCUGUAUGCUCGUAAGCUGUUGGUGUCUCAUGAACUGGAUGUAGUUGACACUGAGGCUUGUAGUGAAGACUUACUCUGCUGCACUUUUUUUUUUCUUUGAGGGUUAAUAGCAGAAGUUCCUGGAAUUCUUUAAUUGUGAGGCAUUUUUAACUUGGUUUAAAUACCUCAACACACGUGAGCGUAUUGCACAAUUUUGAGGAAAAAGAAGAAAGUGUUAAAGUACGUAUUCUGAAAAUGUUCCACAAAAAGAAAGAAAAUAGGAAUUCUUGCCAAUAAUUCUGUUACCAGAAGCCAUGAUCUUCCUUUUCCAACUGAUGCAAAUGGGCCAAAAUGCAAAAAAAAGAGCAAUAGGAAAAUGAACUAAAAGUAAAACAAGAGCUUCUGUAGCACACCCUGCUAGAUGGGUGUGUAAUUGGAAAAAUUCCAGUCCCUUUUGUUGCUUAACUGCUCGCAUUUUGGCCUGUUUUCUGCAGUGUCCCAGAAGUGCCUCUGUUUUGAAUGAUCAGUGUUGACAACCUGAUAUUUUGUCUCUCUGUUCAAGCACUUUAAGAAUGGCUCCAAUGGAAAAAAUUCCUGGUAGGCAGACAUCCCAAGCCUGCUUGGUGGAUUUCAGUUUAUGCUAUGACUGGUUGUGAAGCAGCAAGUGCCUGUCUUCAGGAUUUAAUUCAGUUCAGAGGAAAUUAUUUAUUCUGCAUUGAAACUAUUGCUUUAGAGCUAUUGCUGUAGUAACUUCAAGCAGUACUUCUGCAGCAGAACUGUGUCAGACCACCAGCACUGAAAUGCAUGAUUAACAUGGCAUAUUUUCAAGUAAUCUUUAAUGGUGAUAAGGAAAUAAAUACAAAUAAGGCAGCAAUCACUGUGGUUUACAUAUCAAUAUUGGAAAAAGUGAUUAUCCUCCUAAGAGGAUUUUGGUGCCUCUCUCUAGUUGCUGCAGUAAGUACAGGAAGACUAUUGUAAAAUUCAAUUUUGUACAGACUUUAAUCUCUGUAAGAUUGUCUGUUAGAACAGGGAAAAUACUCUAUCCUUUAGAGGUGCAAUCCUAUGACUGCUAAGUGAAUAAAAAACUGAAUUAGCACACCUCUGCCUUGCGUUGCUUUUGGCACUCAUGGAAUUUCAUGGUGAGGUGCGUCAGGGAGCUGAUCUGACUGAAAGCUAGCUCUUAUUUCUUUUUGGUUAACCUUCAGUCAAAUAAGUUCUCUGAGCUGACUCACUGCAUUACAGCAUGAGUUCCAGAGGACAGGCCAAAAGCAGGACUGCAGCAACCUGAGUUGAGAUUGCCUGAAGGUGUGGUUUCUUGUUAUUCUUGAUCCUGUCUCACUGUGGGUUGCCUCAUAUCCUUUCCUCUUCCGGUAAGGGUGGCUAAGGUGUGUAUUUCAUGUUGGCUGUGCUAGCUGUUUGUGCUCUCAGCCUUAUGUUUUUCAGAAACUUUCAGUUUGCAGGCAAGUGAAAACUUUGUCUGGGUUUUGGUCCAGGUUGGAAGAAAAACUUCAGGAUGUCCUACCAGCUAAGAGUUCAGAGAUCCAGGCACUCAAACUGAAAUCUGCCUUUGUUAGCAAAUCAGACAAUCUGUGGACACAAGAAUUCAGUUGCCUCUGCUGUUAGAAAUCUUCCUGCACGCUUUUGGCCUGGGGCAACUGCUGUACUCUCAGUAGUGAUCCUGAUAGCCAGUCUGAAGGCAGCAGCCCGAGGCUAAGAGAACGUAAGAAAGAUGUAGAAUGUUCCACACCAGUGAGUCCUCAUGCAGAAGUGUAGUCCAAGGCAUGUUUGAUCAGCAUUCUUUCACUGGCCUUCUAGUUUAGGUGCAACACUUGUGUUCAUUUGAGGAGAUCUGAAGCUUGUAUUGACAGCUGGGGACAUGCAGAGUUGCUGCACCGUAUGCAUUCCAUGGAGGUGGGUUAAAGCUCUUACAUCUCUGAAUAUAUAAUUCCAGCAGACAGCCUGGCUUAAAAAUUCACUCUUCUUGUUGUAGCACUUCACUGAUAUGUUGCCCAGUGAGCAGACACUGGGAAUCUUAGGCCUAAGUAGCCAUCAGGCACAUAAUCUGCUAAUAAGUGCUGUCUGUAGGGAAGGAAUUUUUCCAAAAAACUUCUGUUAGUAUUAGAUUGCAAGUAAAGCCUAUGUCAUUUCCAGCAGGGAUCAUAAAUCAUUUGAUACCUGCAGGUAACACACACAGAGUCCUGACCAAAUAUGAUGUUUAAAAAAAAAAAAACAACAAUUUUCCAUUUAACUGUAUUUGGACUUUCAAUAAAAAUGUAAGGCAGAACUGAGAGAGCACCUCUCUGUCUCUCUUGACAGUAGGUAAAAUAUUUUUCAGAUUAGUAACGCAGAGCAGCAAUAUUGUGUUGGAAUUAGUUACACUGGCAAGACUUUGGUGCAGAAAAUGAAGAGACUGAGAAAUAAGAACUGUGGAGGUAGGGUUAACAAAGAUGUUUUGGGAGCUUAAUUUAGGCUGAUUUGCUCAAUGCUGGUAAAAAUGGUCUGUAAAUUUUGUAGUUUAACAUGCUGGCUUUGCAUCCAGGUAUCUUUGGACAAAUCUGACUAUUCCUGGAAGGGACAGGCUGGUUACUGUGAUCAAAAUGGGUAUGUGAAUAGGUUAUGGCUGCCACUUAUUUAUUUAUUCAUUCCCCCAUUGUUUCUAAUGUUUCUUAAUCCUGAGUGCCUGACUGAUUCUUCCUCAUCUUUUUAGAAGCUUAAUAGGAAGCUGACGCAGAGGAAUUCACAUUAGUACUUUACAAAUGCAGAAUAAGAUGCGUUUUUUGUCAGCUGUGCCAGCUAUCCAGUUUGUGUAAAGCUGAAUUUGUAUUUCAUUGGCAAUUAUUCAGACUUGCGUAUGUGUAGCUCUCCUAUUCAUGUUAGUAACUAUUCCAGGAAAAACAUAGAUCUAUUUUGUGCAUAAAUGACUGUUAUCUCACCAGUUCAUCAGUUGAACCUGAAUGGAGUUCAAAGCCUAGGUUGAAUCUUGCAUUUUGAGUUAUUGCAGUUGAUUGGUACCAGGCCAUUUAGAAUAUUAAUCGAAUCCAGAAAUUACUUGAGAUGAGAAUGUUUGUAUUAAAACUUUAUGUAGAAUAAAGAAGGAUUAGAUUAAGGGCUACUGAUCUGGGAGUUGGAACUGAUGGAUUCAUGAGCUUCAUCUGGCAAUAUCUCCUAGGUUCAGGAGUGAGCUUGCUAGCCUGGGAUUUACAGUCUGCUAUGAUUAUGGUAACCUAGCUGUUAGAUUGGCUUGUAGUCAAAAUGACAGCAUGCUGUUAUACAGUAAAUCUAGCCUAGAUUGACUUGUUUUAUUUGUGUUGUAUUUUUAAUUGUCUUUGUUUGUUUUAUUGUGUUGAGUACUUUUGUGUUUUUUGUUGUUGUUUUUUUCCCUCAAAUAGAAUGAUUGCAUUCCUGUUUAUUCUUUUGGUAUUUGUUUUUGCUCAAAAUGCAGUGGUCUCUCAGACCUUUUAAAGUGCAUAACCUUGUUUGAAAUUAUGGUGAUAAUGUUGUUGCAGAAACUGUUCUGGAACAAUGCCUUUUUUUUUUUUUUCUAAACGUUGAGGUCAGCAGUGUGGUAGGUUGGUGAAUGUCUGUGUAUAAAUACUUCAGAAUUAAGUUCAGCACUUAUGGCAUUCUGAGCAUUUUAAUUCAAGGUUUCUUCCAUCAGCUGCAGUGCUGGUCAUUUGUAUUUGUGGGUUAUGUAUCUGCUUGUGGUUUUCACCUGCAGGUGAUAAGGCACUUCAGAGGGGACAAACAGCAAGCUUGUCAAUUUAGGGAUAGUGAAACCAGAGGAAUAGAGUGACAUGACAGAGAGAGACUUGCCUGGCAUACCUCCCCAGAGCACUGGUUGCAGCCCAAGCUGCCGGAGUUCAAGAUGCAUUUGGACAGCACUCUCAGACAGAGUUUGAAUUUUGGGUGGUGUUUUGUGGAGACACGGGUUGGACUUGAUGACCCCUGUGGGGCCCCUUCCAACUCAGGAUAUUCUCUGAUUCUGUAAGUGCCUGAGGUUUGGGAGUAGACUGCAGAUAGAGAUGAGAGUAGCACUCAGAUUUCCCGAGUGAGCUGUCCACUAGAUCACAUCUGCUGCAAGUGUGAUGGCUGAUUUAGAUAUGAUUAAUUUCUGUUCAGUUAAGGAUAUAUGAGCAUCUGUGACUUUUAACAUCAAAUCAGAAGGAAAAAAGUUUUAAAAAUUGAAUGGUUCAACAUUAGAUUCUUCUCCAAUAAUUCAAAAUCAGUAUUGUAGCAAAAUGAAAGCAGCUUUUGGUAAAGCAGCUUUUUUGCUUUCAUUUGGAGGUAACAUUUCUCUAUGUGUGUAUUCAUAUAGAGAGUAACAAAGCAGCAGUAAGUCAAGGCUGUCCUUUUUGCUCUGCAGCUGAGUUGAAUGAGAAUGAAAUCACGGCUGUUGGAGGCUACUUGAAGUUACCAUUGGCAAAGCCAAAGGCAGACUUGCUUAUCAGACCUGCUUAAUCUAGUUUUGCAGCAAUUACCAGCCAUCGUGUCAAAUGUUAAGAAUUCAGCUCAGAUGAGUCAUAUCCGUUUUCUGCUGUGGGAUGCAGCGGUGCAGUUACUUGUGAGGCUGGGCAGUAAGUGCUGUUUUGUUGGCAUGUGGUGUAGUGGAGAGAGCAGUAGUAAUUUCAGAUAUUGCCGUUGUAGAGAUGAGCGAUGCCUUUCGUCAGCCUUCCCUCUUCUACCACCUGGGAGUCAGAGAGAGCUUCAGUAUGGCUAACAACAUUAUCCUCUACUGUGAUACGAAUUCUGAGUCUCUGCAGUCACUGAAGGAAAUUAUUUGCCAGAAGAAUAAUAUGUGUACUGGUAACUACAUCUUUGUUCCUUACAUGAUAACUCCGCAUAACAAGGUGUACUGCUGUGAUAGUAGUUUUAUGAAGGGACUAACAGAACUGAUGCAGCCAAGUUUUGAAUCUCUGCUUGGGCCUAUUUGCUUACCUCUGGUGGAUCGAUUUAUCCAACUCUUGAAGGUGGCACAGGCCAGCUCGAGCCAGUAUUUUCGGGAAUCCAUCCUUAAUGACAUUAGGAAAGCCCGUACCCUCUACACUGGCAAAGAGCUUGCAGCAGAGCUGGCAAGGAUUCGGCAGCGAGUGGAUAAUAUUGAGGUCUUGUCUGCUGACAUUGUGAUCAACUUGCUGCUGUCCUACAGAGACAUUCAGGAUUACGAUUCCAUUGUGAAACUGGUGAAAACUUUAGAAAAACUGCCUACUUUUGACUUGGCUUCCCACCACCAUGUGAGGUUACAUUAUGCAUUUGCACUGAACAGACGAAAUCUGCCUGGGGACAGACAGAAAGCUCUAGAAAUUAUGAUUCCUUUAGUAGAACAAGAAGAUCAAGUAGCUUCAGAUAUGUACUGCUUGGUUGGUCGCAUUUACAAGGACAUGUUUUUGGAAUCUGGGUUCAUAGAUACGGAAAGCAGAGACAAAGGUACCUUCUGGUUCAAGAAGGCGUUUGAGUCAGAGCCAACACUGCAGUCAGGAAUCAAUUAUGCAGUACUUCUUCUGGCAGCUGGACAUUGCUUUGAUACUUCUUUUGAGCUUCGGAAAGUUGGGGUAAAGAUCAGCAGCCUGCUUGGUAAAAAGGGGAGCUUGGAGAAGCUGCAGAGCUAUUGGGAAGUGGGAUCUUUCUUGGCAGCCAGUAUGUUGGCUAAUGACCACAUAAGAGUGAUCCAGGCUUCAGAAAAGCUGUUUAAGCUAAAGGCACCAGCAUGGUACCUGAAGUCUAUUGUAGACACUAUUCUGAUAUAUCAGCAUUUUAAGAAACUGAAUCCUGAACAGCAUACAGCCAAGCAGGAACUUGUGGACUUCUGGAUGGACUUCCUUGUUGAAGCCACGAAGACAGAUGUGUCUGUAGUUAGAUUUCCAGUUUUAAUACUGGAACCAACCAAAAUCUAUCAGCCCUCGUAUCUCUCCAUCAACAGUGAAGCUGAGGAGAAGACUGUAUCUAUCUGGCACGUGCUGCCUGAUGACAAGAAAGGUAUCCAUGAGUGGAACUUCAGUGCUGCAUCCAUCAGGGGAGUAAGCAUUUCGAAGUUUGAAGAACGGUGCUGUUUUCUGUAUGUGCUGCACAAUUCUGAUGACUUUCAGAUCUAUUUCUGCACGGAAGUUCAUUGUAGAAGGUUUUUUGACAUGGUGAACAGCAUCACUGAAGAAAUAGGGAAAUCUACAGAGGAAGGAGAAUGCGAUGGAGACUCCCUGGAGUAUGACUAUGAAUAUGAUGAAAAUGGCGAGCGAGUCGUCCUGGGGAAAGGAACUUACGGCAUUGUGUAUGCAGGACGAGAUUUGAGCAAUCAAGUCAGAAUCGCUAUUAAAGAAAUCCCAGAGAGAGAUAGCAGGUACUCCCAGCCUCUGCAUGAAGAAAUAGCUUUGCAUAAGCAUCUCAAACACAAGAACAUUGUGCAGUAUUUGGGGUCUCUUAGCGAGAACGGUUUCAUUAAGAUAUUCAUGGAGCAGGUGCCUGGAGGCAGCCUUUCUGCUCUUCUACGAUCAAAAUGGGGACCAUUAAAAAAUAAUGAGCAGACAAUUGGCUUUUACACUAAGCAGAUUCUCGAAGGAUUAAAAUACCUCCAUGAUAAUCAAAUAGUGCAUCGAGACAUAAAGGGUGAUAACGUGCUUAUCAACACUUACAGUGGAGUGUUAAAGAUUUCAGACUUUGGAACUUCAAAGAGACUUGCGGGAAUCAACCCUUGUACUGAAACUUUCACUGGUACCCUUCAGUAUAUGGCACCAGAAAUAAUUGACAAAGGGCCUCGUGGUUAUGGGAAGGCUGCAGACAUCUGGUCUUUGGGAUGCACUAUCAUUGAGAUGGCCACAGGGAAACCCCCGUUUUAUGAACUGGGAGAACCGCAAGCAGCUAUGUUUAAGGUGGGAAUGUUUAAAAUCCACCCAGAGAUUCCUGAGUCCAUGUCUGCAGAAGCCAAGUCAUUCAUACUGCGUUGCUUUGAACCAGAUCCUGACAAACGAGCUUUUGCUCAUGAGCUCCUUGUAGAUGAAUUCUUGAAGGUUUCAAGCAAAAAAAGAAAAUCCCCAUCAAAACUCUCAGUUCUUUCAGCUAACACAAAUGAGUAUCUUCGGAGUAUAUCCUUACCUGUUCCUGUUCUGGUGGAAGAUACAAGUAGCAGCAGUGAAUAUGGUUCUGUCUCACCUGAUACAGAGUUGAAAAUUGAUCCAUUCUCUUUCAAAACAAGAGCAAAAUCCUGUGGAGAAAAAGAUGGGAAGGGAAUCCGGUCCCUUUUUCUGAGCAUCCCAGAUGAAAAUUUUGAGGAUCACAGUGCACCUCCUUCACCUGAAGAGAAAGAUUCUGGAUUUUUCAUGCUGAAGAAGGAUAGUGAGAGGAGAGCCACCCUUCACAGGAUACUGACUGAGGACCAAGAGAAGGUGGUGAGGAACUUGAUGGAAGCUUUGGCUCAGGGAGCCGAAGAGCCCAAGCUAAAAUGGGAACAUAUUACAACGCUUGUUUCCAGCCUCAGAGAGUUUGUACGGUCUACUGAUCGUAAAAUUAUUGCAACCACUCUUUCAAAACUGAAACUGGAGUUAGACUUUGACAGCCACGGUAUCAGUCAAGUGCAGCUUGUGUUGUUUGGUUUUCAAGAUGCUGUCAAUAAAGUUCUCCGAAACCAUAACAUCAAGCCACACUGGAUGUUUGCGUUGGACAACAUAAUUAGAAAAGCUGUGCAGACAGCUAUUACUAUUCUGGUCCCAGAAUUGAGGCCACAUUUUAGUCUUGCAUCUGAAAGUGAUGCAGCAGAUCAAGAUGACAUAGAAGUUGAAGAAGAUCAAGAUGAGCAGCCUCAGAAUCAAACUAUCCAACAGCCUUGCAUUGUCAUGGAAGAUGCCGUAGCUACCUCAGGUGUGAGCACACUCAGCUCUACAGUAUCCCAUGACUCACAGGCUGCUCAGAGAACAUUGAGUGUCCAGCUGGGCAGGCUAAAAUUAGAGACUAAUAGGUUAUUGGAGGAGCUGGUUCAAAAGGAGAGAGAAUUUCAAGUCCUUUUACAUCAAGCUAUAGAAGAAAAAGAUCAGGAGAUCAAAAACCUCCGGCUUAGGUCACAGCCAAUAGAUAUUCCUGGAUUAUCUGUCUGUCAUCGUCAUUCCACUGGCACAGGGACCGAAGACCCUGAUCUCAUAAACUGGCUGAGUGUUCAAGGAGCUGAUGAGGCCACAAUAAACAAGUUCUUGGCUGAAGACUAUACCUUAAUGGAUGUUCUCUGCUAUGUUACACGAGAUGACCUGAAGUGUUUGAGACUGAGGGGAGGAAUGCUAUGCACGCUCUGGAAGGCCAUUACUGACUUUCGACAGAAACAUGCCUGACACUGAAAUCCUUCCUUGCUUCUCUGCGGAGAGGAAGAGGUUUCUUUCCAGCACAGAGCAGGUGUGCUGUCAGAAGGACUGUUGCACUUUAAUCCAGUAUUUGUUUACCAAUGUUAAAAACACUGCAGCUUCCUGACUGCUCUUACUCCUGUAAUCCCUGAGGAACAUGUAAACAUGCAACAUUCUUUUACUUCAACCAUUUUUACUUGCAAGUUUUCCAAAAAUUAAGAGGGAAAAGGAAAAACUAACUCAAGAAAUAUUGUACUUAAAGUAACCAGAUGCUCAUUUCAUGGAAAACUGAUGUAAGGUUUCAUGUGACUGCGCAUCACUGGAACAAAACCAAAAUGUGACACCUUCUCAAUCAAGUUUCUUUUUCUUUGUAGUGUUGUAUCAGUAAACCGUAGUAGAAAUUCAUAAUUUCAAUCAGAAGUAGAUGUUUUUCUUCUAGUGUGCAAGACCUACAAGUAAUUGUUUUUACCUACUGCUCUAUAUAGUUUAAUAUUGUUUAUUUUUGGUAAUUUAAGUUCUAUGGUGCAUUUGUUUUAGUUGUUUAUGUACUACUGAACUGUACCAGUUGCAUACACCUCAACCAUAGUACUGUUAGCUUGUUCUAAAGCUAUCUGACACACACAGUUGAAAAUAAAAAUAACCUAAGAGUUA
Messenger RNA from Gallus gallus (chicken), 15755 nucleotides. It is a transcript of the gene MAP3K5, whose product is annotated as mitogen-activated protein kinase kinase kinase 5. The record is from RefSeq and is a predicted model, not a curated record. Gene Ontology annotation, biological process: protein phosphorylation; MAPK cascade; cellular response to stress. The transcript is spliced from 30 exons. NCBI's taxonomy places the organism in Eukaryota, Metazoa, Chordata, Aves, Galliformes, Phasianidae. The coding region runs from base 11436 to 15095 and encodes 1219 amino acids. Gene Ontology annotation, molecular function: MAP kinase kinase kinase activity; ATP binding.